CAGAGCCUCCACCACCUCUCAUUCAGCUCCGCAGUUAGCUUCGGUUCAUCAAUGGCAGCCUCUGCAUCAGCUUUCGCCGGCCAGACCGCCCUCAAGGCCCCGAACGAGCUCGUUCGCAAGGUUGGCCCCUCCGGCAAUGGCCGCUUCACCAUGCGCCGGACUGUCAAGAGCGCUCCUCAGAGCAUCUGGUAUGGACCGGACCGUCCCAAAUACCUCGGCCCAUUCUCAGAGCAAACCCCCUCAUACCUAACCGGUGAAUUCCCCGGUGACUAUGGAUGGGACACUGCCGGUCUCUCUGCUGACCCAGAGACCUUCGCCAAGAACCGUGAGCUCGAGGUGAUCCACUGCCGAUGGGCAAUGCUCGGCGCUCUUGGCUGCGUCUUCCCUGAAGUCCUUGCCAAGAACGGCGUCAAGUUUGGUGAAGCCGUCUGGUUCAAGGCCGGCUCACAAAUCUUCUCAGAGGGCGGUCUCGACUAUCUGGGAAACCCUAACCUGGUCCAUGCCCAGAGCAUUCUAGCCAUCUGGGCCUGCCAGGUUGUACUUAUGGGCUUUGUUGAAGGAUACAGAGUUGGUGGAGGCCCUCUAGGAGAGGGUCUCGAUGCAAUUUACCCAGGUGGGGCAUUCGACCCCUUGGGUCUUGCUGAUGAUCCAGAGGCAUUUGCAGAGUUGAAGGUGAAGGAGAUCAAGAACGGACGCUUGGCGAUGUUUUCCAUGUUUGGAUUCUUCGUGCAGGCGAUCGUCACUGGAAAGGGACCGAUCGAGAACUUGUUGGAUCACUUGGAUAACCCAACUGCCAACAAUGCAUGGGCAUAUGCUACCAACUUUGUCCCAGGGAAGUGAAGUUGAUGAUGAAAUGGAUGCAGGACGAAUGAUGAAGAGGUGUAACGGUACGGAUGAAGGGGGAAAAAAGGGCCUAUGAUUCUACUAUGCAUCUUUCUUAUUGUGAUGUUAGCGUAUGACUUUUCUUGUUUCAGAAUAAGGACAUUAGUCGUUGUAAGCCAGUUUAAGUUAAACAGCUUGUUGCUACUUGUAACGCAUGAAAUAAAUCAAGGUAGAAGAGAGGAGACGUACCUGA
Molecule: messenger RNA, 1075 nt
Organism: Asparagus officinalis (garden asparagus)
Lineage: Eukaryota; Viridiplantae; Streptophyta; Magnoliopsida; Asparagales; Asparagaceae
Product: chlorophyll a-b binding protein 5, chloroplastic
Exons: 3
Coding region: 52-840 (262 amino acids)
Biological process (GO): response to light stimulus; photosynthesis, light harvesting in photosystem I
Cellular component (GO): chloroplast envelope; chloroplast thylakoid membrane; plastoglobule
Source: RefSeq, a predicted model, not a curated record